Suricata suricatta (meerkat) is the source of this 1364-nucleotide messenger RNA. RefSeq names its product general transcription factor IIH subunit 2 (gene GTF2H2). Bases 103 to 1290 code for a protein of 395 amino acids. The record is from RefSeq and is a predicted model, not a curated record. Gene Ontology annotation, cellular component: transcription factor TFIIH holo complex; transcription factor TFIIH core complex. The transcript has 16 exons. Gene Ontology annotation, biological process: DNA-templated transcription; regulation of transcription by RNA polymerase II; nucleotide-excision repair. Gene Ontology annotation, molecular function: zinc ion binding. Lineage: Eukaryota; Metazoa; Chordata; Mammalia; Carnivora; Herpestidae.
GGCGGAGCUUCCGCGUAGAGAGGCAUUCUAUGAGACCGGUGAGCCGGCGGCUGCAACUCCUCGCGGAGCCAAGGAUAUUGAAUAUCACAUUUAAGAAAAGAAAUGGAUGAGGAACCUGAAAGAACUAAGCGCUGGGAAGGAGGCUAUGAAAGGACAUGGGAGAUUCUUAAAGAAGAUGAAUCAGGAUCACUUAAAGCUACAAUAGAAGACAUUCUCUUCAAAGCAAAGAGAAAAAGAGUAUUUGAACACCAUGGACAGGUUCGACUUGGAAUGAUGCGUCAUCUUUACGUGGUAGUAGAUGGAUCAAGAACAAUGGAAGAUCAAGAUUUAAAGCCAAACAGAUUGACUUGUACUUUAAAGUUGUUGGAAUACUUUGUAGAAGAAUAUUUUGAUCAAAAUCCUAUUAGUCAGAUUGGACUAAUUGUAACAAAGAGUAAAAGAGCUGAAAAGCUGACCGAACUCUCAGGAAACCCAAGGAAACACAUCACAUCUUUGAAGAAAGCUGUAGACAUGACCUGCCAUGGAGAACCCUCUCUCUAUAACUCAUUAAGCAUGGCUAUGCAAACUCUAAAACACAUGCCUGGACACACAAGCAGAGAAGUGCUGAUCAUCUUUAGCAGCCUCACAACCUGUGACCCAUCUAACAUCUAUGAUCUAAUCAAGACCCUAAAGGCAGCUAAAAUUAGAGUGUCUGUUAUCGGACUGUCUGCAGAGGUUCGGGUUUGCACUGUACUUGCUCGUGAAACUGGUGGCACAUACCAUGUUAUCUUAGAUGAAAGCCAUUACAAAGAGUUGCUGACACAUCAUGUCAGCCCUCCGCCCGCUAGCUCAGGUUCUGAAUGCUCGCUUAUUCGUAUGGGAUUUCCUCAGCAUACCAUUGCUUCCCUGUCUGAUCAAGACGCAAAACCGUCUUUCAGCAUGGCGCACUUGGAUAGCAACUCUGAGCCAGGACUUACAUUAGGAGGGUAUUUCUGCCCACAGUGUCGAGCAAAGUACUGUGAACUUCCAGUUGAAUGUAAAAUCUGUGGUCUUACUUUGGUGUCUGCUCCCCAUUUGGCACGAUCUUAUCAUCAUUUAUUUCCUUUGGAUGCUUUUCAAGAGAUUCCUCUAGAAGAACAUAAUGGAGAAAGAUUUUGUUAUGGAUGUCAGGGGGAAUUGAAAGACCAGCAUGUGUAUGUCUGUGCUGUGUGCCGAAAUGUCUUCUGUGUGGACUGUGAUGUUUUUGUUCACGACUCUCUCCACUGCUGCCCCGGCUGCAUGCAUAAGAUUCCAACCUCUUCAGGGAUUUGAUUCCAGCAUAUAGUGCACAUUGUAUGGUUAAAAGGACACCUGCAACUGUAAAUAAAAUGAUUUUUUUAAAGGAA